Lutra lutra (Eurasian river otter) is the source of this 3234-nucleotide messenger RNA. It is a transcript of the gene TCF7L1, whose product is annotated as transcription factor 7 like 1. The transcript is spliced from 12 exons. Gene Ontology annotation, cellular component: beta-catenin-TCF complex. The record is from RefSeq and is a predicted model, not a curated record. Gene Ontology annotation, molecular function: RNA polymerase II cis-regulatory region sequence-specific DNA binding; DNA-binding transcription factor activity, RNA polymerase II-specific. Bases 504 to 2273 code for a protein of 589 amino acids. Gene Ontology annotation, biological process: regulation of transcription by RNA polymerase II; canonical Wnt signaling pathway. Lineage: Eukaryota; Metazoa; Chordata; Mammalia; Carnivora; Mustelidae.
CGCGCGGCGGGGAGGCGCAGCCCCCGGAAGGUGUGAGUGAGCGGUGUGCGAGUGUGAAUGCAAGUGAGUGUGUGCGCGCCGGAGCUCUCCGGGUUUCGCGAGGCGCGCGGGUGUCAGCUUGCAGCCGGGGCUCCUCCCUCCGGCCCCCCUGCCCAGGCCGGCGAUCCCUCCUUCCUCCGCCGCUCGCCCCUCCCCGGCGGGCCAGGCGCUGGGACGCCCCGGCGGAGCAGGCGGCGGCGGCGGCGGCGAGGAGUUGGGGAGCGCUGGGCUGGGCGCUGCCUGAGGGGCCCGAGCCGAGCCGCCCCCGCCCCGGCCCCGCCGCGCCGGCCCGCUUCCCGCGGGGCCACGCCCUGUCAAACUUUGUUGCUGCGGCCGCCGCGGCGGCGAGCCGAGCGGGCCGGCGAGCGGGAGGGAGAGGGAGGGGCGGGCGCCGGGCCGGGCCGGGCCGGGCGCGGGCGGCGAGGGGCUCGGAGAGCGGCGGCCCCGGCCCGCGCGGCCCCACCAUGCCCCAGCUCGGCGGCGGCGGGGGCGGCGGGGGCGGCGGCGGCGGCGGCGGCGGCGGCUCGGGCGCCGGGGCGGCCGGCGGAGGGGACGACCUCGGGGCGAACGACGAGCUGAUCCCCUUCCAAGACGAGGGGGGCGAGGAGCAGGAGCCGAGCAGCGACAGUGCCUCUGCGCAGCGGGACUUGGACGAGGUCAAGUCGUCCCUGGUCAACGAGUCGGAAAACCAGAGCAGCAGCUCGGACUCGGAGGCGGAGAGGCGCCCGCAGCCCGCCCGGGACGCCUUCCAGAAGCCGCGGGACUAUUUCGCCGAAGUGAGGAGGCCCCAGGACGGCGCGUUCUUUAAGGGCCCCCCGUACCCUGGGUACCCGUUCCUGAUGAUCCCGGACUUGAGCAGUCCGUACCUCUCCAAUGGACCCUUGUCUCCCGGAGGAGCGCGCACGUACCUGCAGAUGAAAUGGCCCCUCCUCGAUGUCCCCUCCAGCGCCACGGUCAAGGACACCAGGUCACCAUCCCCAGCACACUUGUCUAAUAAAGUUCCUGUUGUUCAGCCCCCACAUCACAUGCACCCGUUGACGCCCCUCAUCACCUACAGCAACGACCACUUCCCCCCCGGCUCCCCUCCCACGCACCUCUCCCCAGAGAUCGACCCAAAGACAGCAGGAAUCCCCCGGCCCCCUCACCCAUCUGAGCUGUCUCCAUAUUACCCACUGUCUCCCGGAGCUGUUGGACAAAUCCCCCAUCCCCUCGGCUGGCUCGUCCCGCAGCAAGGACAGCCCAUGUACUCCCUGCCUCCUGGUGGUUUCCGGCACCCCUACCCUGCCCUCGCCAUGAACGCCUCAAUGUCCAGCCUGGUUUCCAGUCGGUUCUCUCCUCACAUGGUGGCUCCGGCCCAUCCCGGUCUGCCCACCUCAGGGAUUCCCCACCCCGCCAUCGUCUCCCCCAUCGUCAAGCAGGAGCCGGCGCCCCCCAGCCUCAGCCCGGCGGUGAGCGCGAAAUCACCAGUCACGGUGAAAAAGGAGGAAGAAAAGAAACCCCACGUGAAAAAGCCUCUGAAUGCCUUCAUGUUGUAUAUGAAGGAGAUGAGGGCCAAGGUGGUGGCUGAGUGCACCCUGAAGGAAAGUGCGGCCAUCAACCAGAUCCUGGGAAGAAAGUGGCACAACCUGUCCCGGGAAGAACAGGCCAAGUACUAUGAACUGGCACGGAAGGAGCGGCAGCUUCACUCCCAGCUCUACCCGACCUGGUCAGCCCGGGACAACUACGGUAAGAAAAAGAAGAGGAAGAGAGAAAAGCAGCUGUCACAGACACAGUCCCAGCAGCAAGUCCAAGAGGCUGAGGGUGCUCUGGCCUCCAAAAGCAAGAAGCCAUGUGUCCAGUACCUGCCCCCUGAGAAGUCCUGUGACAGCCCCGCCUCCUCCCACGGCAGCAUGCUGGACUCCCCGGCCACCCCCUCCGCAGCCUUGGCGUCCCCGGCUGCCCCUGCAGCGACCCACUCGGAGCAAGCCCAGCCCCUUUCUCUCACCACCAAGCCGGAAAGCCGGGCCCAGCUGGCUUUACACUCGGCUGCCUUCCUGUCAGCCAAGGCGACAGCCACCUCUUCUGGCCAGAUGGGCAGCCAGCCCCCGCUCCUGUCCCGGCCCCUCCCCCUCGGGUCCCUGCCCACAGCUCUGCUGACUUCUCCCCCGUCCUUCCCGGCCGCGCUCCAUGCCCACCAGGCCCUUCCAGUCCUCCAGGCCCAGCCUCUUUCCUUGGUCACCAAGUCUGCCCACUGAGCUGCCCCCUGACCCAUGCAGGCUGUCAAGUGACUCGUCGAGUAGUAAUGAUUCAGAAGAAAGGAGAAAAAAAAAAAAAGGAAACUUUAUUGGUCAAUAUUUGACCACUCUGGACUGUUCUGUAAAGUGACUGGUAACAGCAGCACUUUACGUUUUGUAGAUGUAACCAGUAGCUGACCUUAAGGCUUUUUUAAAAAACAAAACAAAACUAUAAAAAAAAAUCUUUAAAAGAAAGAGAACUGAAAAGUAGUGUGUUAUUCUUCCUGUAUGUGCAGUGGUGGAUGGACCUGGGCAGAAGACCCCCUUUCUCUCUACACCUCUUUCCCUUUCUGCCCUGCUCCUCUUCUCGGACCUCCCACGUGCCCUCCGCCCCUUCCCAGUCCGCAUGUCGGCCACAGCCGGACUUCUGCCUGUUACCUCUUCAUCUAGAUCCCGUUCCUGGACAUUCCCUUUGACCUCGCCAAGUUUUUCUGCUUUGCUCAACUGUAUCAUCUUCGUCCUCUGCCCAGUGUAAGACUGUUACCACGCGAGAAGCCACCUUUGCCUGAUUUUUGUCUCCACCAGCGUCCCCUUUCCCUCAGUGGGCCCUAACGCAACAGCCUCCAGCUUUUGGUGGGCAAACAGGUCCUCUGAAAUGGUUCUUGCCCACGUUGAAAGGGAUUCAAGGUGCCUGCCACUUCCUCGGUGAAGAAGUCUCUGUGCCACCCCCUCACCAGUCAAGACCUCCCCUCACAGUCCCAGAGUGGCAGAUGGGACCUGGCCCCAAGGCCUGGCUCUUGUCCCCUGGGUCAGUGCUAGCACAAUCUGCCAAAGGUCUAAACGCCCUCCCCCCUCCCCCUUUCACCUCACAUGCUUCUUCUGUGUGUAUUUCUUUUUGUUUUUAUGGGGUUUUUUGGAGCAAUUUAAACUUCCAGUUGUUUAUUUUCACAAAAGAAAAUAAAAUUGCAGUUGCAAGACCUUU